GGUCCGUUAACUAAAUGUCUCGGUCCUGCCUUCCCCUCCGGUGUCUGAGCCACAGUCACUUCGUUGUUACUCACUGAUGUAUUUUAUCUUAGUUACCCUAAUCAUCAGGGAAACAGUUUGUGUUGUAGGCCGCUAUUUAAAGGAGAAAGAUUCAGUUUCGUCUCAGCUGGAGUAAAAGUUAAAGUUAGCUUCUGAAGUAGGUUAAAGGUUUCUGUACAGAAGUCACGAUGGCUCCUGAAUUAAAGGCUCGGCAUGUCCGUCAACAUGGACUCUGAUAAUGACGUGCUGAUGAAGGAAAGCAUCAAGAUGAUGACUGAUAUGAUCGUGCUGUGUGCCACUCUGGCACUGUCCCUCUUCUUCUGGGUCAUCUCCCUCACCAUCAGCACCUACUACGGAACACUGCAGCCUGUGUCACCGUGGCGAUGGCUGUUCUCCAUCUUGGUUCCUCUUGUGCUGACGCUCCGGGCGCUGAAGAGAAGCAGUCUGACCCACUCAGGAGCUCUGGGAGGUGUGUGAUUACCACGGCAGUGAUCAGAGCUUCAAAGCGUUCAGCCCUGCUGGUGGGAUUUGUGUUGACGAUGGCCAACUACAGCUUCUUCUCCGCCCUGCUGGCCUUCUUCAUCACCUCCUCCAAACUGACCCGCUGGGGAGGAGCACAGAAGAAGAAAAUAGACGCUGAGUACAAAGAAGGGGGGCAGAGGAACUGGGUCCAGGUCUUCUGUAACGGAGGAGUUCCCACAGAGCUGGCACUGCUUUAUAUGAUCGAGGUGGGUCCAGGUGAGAUCCCCAUUGACUUCAGCAAACAGUACUCGGCCUCCUGGAUGUGCCUGUCUCUACUGGGCGCGCUCGCAUGCAGCACCGGGGACACCUGGGCAUCAGAGGUGGGGCCCGUCCUCAGCCAAUCACAGCCGAGACUCAUCACCACCUGGAAGGAAGUUCCUGCAGGAACAAACGGAGGGGUCACGACUGUCGGACUUGUCGCCAGCUUCCUCGGUGGGUUCGUGGUGGGCGCAGCGUACUAUGCAACACAGCUUCUAAUGGUCAGCGACUUGCACCUGGCGGACCCUCAGUGGCCCAUCAUGAUGUAUGGCGGUGUGGCUGGCCUGCUGGGGUCGAUGCUGGACUCUUUCCUGGGAGCUCACAUGCAGUACUCAGGCUUUGACUCAAGCAUCGGGAAGGUGGUGAGUUACGAAUCUGCCACCACCCGGCGGAUCUGUGGGAAACCCAUCUUAGACAAUAAUGCUGUCAACCUUUUCUCCUCCGUCCUCAUCGCACUCAUCCUGCCCGGGCUGGCGUGGGGGAUGUGGCCACGAUAGACUGACAGAUGGAUAAACAACACGGAGCCAGACGACCUAUCACAGACAGAAUUAUUAAAGACAUUUGAGUAAAGUGUUGGUCACACUAAAGGUUAAAACAACAACACUCUCCUCCUGUAUUAAUACAGGACAUUAUGUUGGACAUGCUGAGAGGCUCUGAUGAAGAGGAAAAUAAAUACUGAGUAAUGAAAACUUUGUGCAGUGUUUCAUACAUUAACUCAACGAUGUCCUACAGAUGACUGCACAUAUACAUCCCAAUAAAACAGAUACUACUGAUGGACAGGCAAGAAGUGGGGCUACUUACUCAUAAUAUAAACUGAAAGCCAAAAAAGUACUACAAAUAAAAUCCUGACAUGACUCUUCAAAUGUCUGUGUUUUAAUCAUCUUCUCUAAUUAUCAAAUUUCACUUUGCUUUGCCUCUUACGUUAAAAUAUCAGAAUAGGCAAAAAAGUGAUGUAAACAAUGGAGAUCACCUCUGCUGGCCAUUGAGGACCUAUCUGUGACUGAAAGUGUUCAAUAAACUCAACAUGUUAAUGAUA
Messenger RNA from Epinephelus fuscoguttatus (brown-marbled grouper), 1855 nucleotides. RefSeq names its product transmembrane protein 19 (gene tmem19). Lineage: Eukaryota; Metazoa; Chordata; Actinopteri; Perciformes; Serranidae. The coding region runs from base 423 to 1316 and encodes 297 amino acids. The record is from RefSeq and is a predicted model, not a curated record. The transcript has 8 exons. Gene Ontology annotation, cellular component: membrane.